ACACUCUGCCAGUGCAAAGAGACCACUAGUUGGCGGUUUCGACAGCCACGUUUGUUCAGGUGGUGGUGAUCCCGCAGGACCCUUUGACCGUCUUCGACAGCCUCUUUUUUUUUAUCCGCCGCCAUGAGGCGUUGGGGAUUUCUAGAUUUCCCCUCACUCUGUGUUCGGCUUUUCUCUGUUUCUACACUAUCUGUGCUGCUGCUGCAACAAAAUACCAUCGUCAAGAGUAUCCGUGUACCAGCAUCCUCUCGUCGUAUCUAUCCUAUACAUGGAACCUUGCUGGUAGAUUAUCACUAGCAGCGUCCCGCCCACAAUGCCUGGAAUGACCAGCGUCCCGCCAAUGAGCCAGGAAGGGCCAACCAUUGUAAACCCAGAGAUUCCACCAACAGUUCCUACUACAGCUCCUACUACAGCUCCUACUACAGUUCCGAUAACCCUGGCGAUUCGACAUUACAUCAGUACAGACAGGAUUCUGGACGAGGCACUGCCUCGCUUCACGCGGAGGGCCUAUCUUCAGAUUGCUGCUCGAAUAGUGUCGCUGUUUGUCGGCAUAACUGGUGUCGUUAUGAGUGUCAUGAUGAUUAUUGUCGACCCUCUCAAUAGUGCCGCUGGUGGCAUUGCAGUCGCUGCUAGCGGAAUGGCCUGCAUUGUCGACGGGUUUGUUACUGAAAAUAAUCUUCAUAUUAGCUCUCCCCGAAUAUCUCUGGUUACAAUCCUCAGUUUGGAUAUAACCAUGUUUGGAGCGGCGCUGACAUGCUGCUGUCUGGUCAUAUUUCGCGCCAACUUCCCGCGUCGCCUGGGAGUCGAUGAAGAAGCAUGGGCGACUGUUGCCGCAACAUCUGUUCUAGGUGUAUCAUCGCUUUUUCAUUUAUUAUUUGCUAUAUGGACGCAGUUCGAUCGCCACCUUGCGAAUCAGAAACGUGACGAAAUCUUUGCGGAGAUGCAGGAGCGCCAACGAACUCGAACAGUAUAAAAGAAACCUGAUCAGUUUUAUUUUACGAAAUUAUGAAGCUAUUUAUUUUUGAUUGGUCUACAGCAGGUCGCACCCAUUCCAUAGUUGCAAACUUGGAAGAGUUACGAUACUGCCGGCUGGAGUUUUUGGAGCCUACUUUGUACAUGGAUGUGUCUUGACGACAGUAACAGUAUACACGAGGAAAUUGUACCAUUAGUUUGAUAUUGAAUUUGGUGCCUUUAAUAAUAUAUUGAUAUCCGGAAGCGUCUUCCUUACAAAAAUAAUCUAGCACAGGCCGAACCUGCUUGUUGCGCAUCCAGCGCAAGCUAACUAAACAUGAAAACUUACAAAUAAGUAUUUACAAUGACAUCUCCUAGGGAUCGUACACAUCAGACAGACGGCUACUGACACGUCUUUCGCGCCCGCUGCGACGUAAACCUUCGUCUUUGCUUCCUUGUCUCGGUCGAAUGAUCCUCUCAACGCUGCUGUUACGCUCAGGGACCUUCUUUAGAAGCUUGCUGGCAGUGCGAGGUGCUUUCUUGACAAGUUUCGUUGUCUUGAUCACCUUAGUAGCCUUUUUCGCAAGGGGCUUGCGUUUUGCCAACGAAGACGCCGUCGCUCUUGUUCGGGAAACAGGCAUAUUUUUACUCUUCUUAAGAGGCAUCCUGACAGACGUUCCCUUCUUUGCGUUGGGUACGACCUUCUUUUUACCCCCACGUACAGAGGUCGCUGUCUUAAUGGGACCGCGCUGUUGGCGGCGUCCACGAGGUGUCUGUUCGUCAACUUCUGAAUCAUCAUCUCUAGUACUAGCGUUCGCAUCUGAAGCUCCGUUAGACCCGUCCAGUUUCGAGAUUAGAUCCAUCGUAGAAUAUAACAAGUUUCUCUCCUCCUUGUCUUUGGGGCCUUGCUUGUCGGUCUUUGGCCAGACGUAUCCAUAUAGCUUGCAAUGGCGCUCACAUCUGGGGCAGAUGGCUGAUGGAGAAAUUGUUGAGCCAACAUAAUCUGAGACGCAUACAGUGCAUUGCACCCAUGCGUUGUUGGGCUUGGAGGUGAGGGCAGUUGUGAGCAAGUAAUCGCCCUGUUUUCGUAGACGUGCUGGUGGUGUUGGAUCCCGAAAUGUACGGCGUUCGUAUUUGCGCGGCGUUGUGUUCUCUGAAUCCGGCUGGCUUUGUUCGACCUCGAUGGACGCUGCAAUCGUUUCAUUUAAAUAACCCACCACAGGACCAGAUCGUACACUUUGUGGUGACGGUAGACCAUGGGUUUCAUCCGACGGGAAAGGAGUAAUAUCUUCCAUACUUAAAACCAUUGUGUCCAGGUCAUUGGGGGUAUGCUCGGGUGAUUGCUCUGGCGUUGUAAUGUCAGUGUCAACCACGUCACUGCUACCCGAAUCAUCUGCUGAAGCCACGGAUCCAUCUCGAGAGACCGAUGACUCUGGUGAAGGUUUCAGUGUACGCUUUAAUCUCUUUGCCGGUGUAACUGGAGGGCUCGCUAUGGCAUCAUAUGAUCGCUUGCCAGUACGCGGUGUCUGAUCGGGCGCUGUUGAUGAUUCUGCUCGAUUCAAUUCGUUCGACAGCCCACUCUUGCCGAUGUUCUUGUUAAUGGGGGUUCGAGUAACGGGAACAACUGAUGGCGUUCUGGACGAGCUUCCUACACUAUAGUCUCUUCGCCGGCGACGCAGACCAUAUGUUUCCGAGUUCUCUUCCUCCUUCACAGGCCAAGUUACGGGUCCGCCUUCAGGUUCCCAACCGUUGCGUAGAAGAUUCUCGCAUGUCUGGCAAAGGCACUCACAAUUGUCAUCGCCGAAAUAAUUUUCACCGUAAACAACUGUGAUUUCCUCGCCCGCCUCAAUAUGACGAGUAGCCACAAUUUCGAUGCCGGAUUGACUGGUGGUCAUGAGGGUCGCAUUGGCAUUGCAAUCAUGGUUGGCGAAACGUGCAGGGCCCAUGAAUAGACUGGUGCUCUUGCUCCUAGAACUAACGACGAUGCUGAAAUCCUUCUUGCGUUUCGAGAUUUCUUUCUCUUCGCGAGGCGAAAUAACGACCUGAAUUCCGGCUAGGUACUUGAUCGUCUCGUUCUUAUUAAUAGGUCGGCGGGCCGUGACACUGGCUUCGUGUGUAGUUAUGGUAUAGCGGUUUGUAGAAGUCACUUCCCAUGGGCAAUCCGGGGAAUAUAUAUUAACGUAGCGUCUUAGAUGGCGUCGGAAAUCUUCCUUUUCCUUGUCUGUUCGGAGGUUGUUGUGGAAACGGCGCAAUCCGUCGACUUGCAGCAGUUUUUCAACAGCUGCUUCGGUGUUCUUCUUGACGAUUACUUCAUCUUGAAUUAUUUUAGCAAUAGCCUCUCCGGGCAAGCCUCGGGAAGCAUGGUAAAGGAGUCGAUUCUUCGGAAUAGUCGUCCAGUAGUAAACCUAAUUACAAGUCAGCCAGGAAACAAGACGGAUAUUGCGUAGUAAAACAGAUCUAAAAACCUACAUGGUCAAUAAUAGCAUCCGUCAAUAUGUCAUCGUACGCGGAUAGCGAUGUGAGUGUCAAUGGCGGUCGCUUCGUCGAAGACUUGGGUCCUGGUUUCCGGGCCGACGGGGCCAACUUUUGCGAUGCUGGGCGCAUAGCGAACCGACGACGCCUUGGUCGGCAGUAUUAAUAUUGAUAAAUAGAAUAAUGGUGUACAAGAUCCAGACAAACAAUGCGUGUAAGAGGCAGCUAUCGUAUCUUAUUGGUGGCUUAGCAGCAAGUCGAUGGUCUCAUGGUACAAUUGGUGAGGUAUCUCGUCGACGCUCACCACGUUUGGUGGCACAAGUAUAGAAUAAGACGUGCGCAAUAGGCGAUUGGCCUCAGAAACAAAUAAAGAAAGCGUAAAAGAAGGACUGUUGGUGAUCCUCCAGGAGACUUGCGCCGCUGCGGAAGCAAAAGACGAGAGUUUGCAAGACGCAGGUGAGUUCGCCGAAGGAAGCCAGC
This is a messenger RNA of [Torrubiella] hemipterigena, 3903 nucleotides long. Lineage: Eukaryota; Fungi; Ascomycota; Sordariomycetes; Hypocreales; Clavicipitaceae. The record is from the annotation of a GenBank genome assembly.